Molecule: messenger RNA, 1888 nt
Organism: Engraulis encrasicolus (European anchovy)
Lineage: Eukaryota; Metazoa; Chordata; Actinopteri; Clupeiformes; Engraulidae
Product: E3 ubiquitin/ISG15 ligase TRIM25-like
Exons: 6
Coding region: 84-1712 (542 amino acids)
Molecular function (GO): zinc ion binding; protein binding
Source: RefSeq, a predicted model, not a curated record
UAGUUGGUAUGGCCAACGGAAGGGUGGCUACUGCAAGCUCCGAAAUAUAAUUUCAGUCACCCAUCUCAAUCUUGGCAUUUAAAAUGGCUGAGGCAAGUAUCGCCGUGGAAGAGAACCAUUUCCAGUGUCCGAUCUGCAUAGAACUGCUGAAGGACCCAGUAACUAUUCCUUGUGGUCACACAUAUUGCAUGGACUGUAUUAAAAAAUGCUGGGACCGCGAGGAAGGAAGGACCAAGAGCUGCCCUCAGUGCAGACAGACCUUUACACCGAGACCUGUCCUGGGGCGGAACCCCAUACUCGCCGACAUGGUGGCGAAGCUCAUGGUCCAGGGUCUCCAGAAUGCUCCAGAUGGAGUUGAGUUCGCGGGACCGAGCGAUGUGCAGUGCUCGAUCUGCAUCGGGAGGAAACGCAAAGCUGGGAAAUCUUGCCUGGAGUGCCAAGACUCCUACUGCACACUUCACUUCUGCCGUCAUGAGGAACUUCUCGCGGGAAAGAGGCACAAGGUGGUGGAAGCCACUGCUGAUUUGCAAAGCAAGAUGUGCUUGGAUCAUGGCAAACCGCUGGAAGCCUUCUGUAAGACUGAUAAGAAGUGCGUGUGCGUUGUGUGCAUCACUAACGAACACAAAGGUCACGAUGUGGUAGCGGCAGCCAAAGCAAAACAGGAUAACCAGUUUGAACUCAGAAGAAGACUCCAGGUUGAAAUCACGAAGAGAGAAGCUGAGCUGCGAAGAUUAAGGGACAAUGUGGAUUCUGUUCGGUCUUCCGCCCAGGCGUCAGUGGAGACUAUGGAGAAUGGGUUUGCCGAGCUGAUGGCGUUCUUUGAGCAAAAACGUGCAGAAGUGGUGGAGCUGAUCCGAGCUAAAGAGCGAGCCCAACUCAGCCGCACAGCGCAGCUCCAGGAGGAGGUCGGUAUGCUGAAGGCAAAAACAGAUAAUCUGGAACACCUUGGAAAUGAACAGGAUGACAUACAUUUCCUGCAGAACUUUGCAGUCUUAUCUCCUGAUGAUUUGCCACACUUCAUUGUCAAUGGCAACUACUCAUUUGACCCUCUUGCACUUCAGUUCAGCUGCUCGUUUAUGAUGGCCAGACUUAGAAAGAUCUGCAGUGAUGAAGUGGGACUCAUAUGGAGACAUGUCAACUUUAGGUUCUUCCACGGUGGCACAAUGUCCAAAUGGCUGUGGAUCAACCAUUCCUGCAGCCCGAAUUUAGACACGAGAACUGCAUUCCGCCACCACCAAAUAUCUGACGAUCUCAAAAAGGUGGAAUGGGGAGGCGAGGCCCUGCUCCAUGGCAGGCAUCAUUUCGUUGAGUGCCGCCAGGUUCUCUGUCAGGACGCCACUCCUCAGGUGGCCUACUGGACGGUGGAGUGGGCGAGCGAGCGUGGCCAUGAGGUCUGCAUUGCAGUGGCGUACCGCGACAUCCCACGGCGAGGAGAUUACAACGACUGCAGAUUUGGCCGCAACGACAAAUCUUGGUGCCUGGAGCGCUCAGGUUUUCGCCUGAAGUUUUUCCACAAUGACCGUGAGACCGUGAUCCCAGGUCCGAUCCCUUCUCGAGUCGGUGUUUACUUGAAUCAAAACGAGGGAAUUUUGGCCUUCUAUGACUUGGAUAAAAAUGACCCUGAGAUUAUUUUUGGGGUGCAUGCCAGAUUUACAAAGCCCCUGUACCCAGGAUUUUAUGUCACUGCAUUCUGCUCUGUUACAAUCUCUUAAAUCAACAUACUAUCUUGUUUAGAUGUCAGUAGACUGAAGAGGAUGAGGGUUAUAGAAAACAUGAGUGGAUUGGGGAUAAUUUUUAAUAUAAAUUUUAUGGCAAAAGAGACUACAUUCUACCUAACUAAAUUUUAUAGACCAGAUAUUUUCAAAAAUAAAGGUGCAUAUUCAAAGUU